Messenger RNA from Daphnia magna, 1533 nucleotides. RefSeq names its product piRNA biogenesis protein EXD1. The coding region runs from base 1 to 1332 and encodes 443 amino acids. Gene Ontology annotation, biological process: nucleobase-containing compound metabolic process. Gene Ontology annotation, molecular function: 3'-5' exonuclease activity; nucleic acid binding. NCBI's taxonomy places the organism in Eukaryota, Metazoa, Arthropoda, Branchiopoda, Diplostraca, Daphniidae. The transcript is spliced from 6 exons. The record is from RefSeq and is a predicted model, not a curated record.
AUGAGCUGUGAAAUUGGGCAAAAAAUUGUUGGACGUAGAGUAGUCAUAGAAACACAGACUGGGAAAGUCACUGGUGAUGUUCGUAAUGUGGACACCAGUUAUAGCAAAUUGUCUCUGGUAAAUGGUGUUGCAGUUCCAACUGGUGUUAAACUUCCUGAGCUAUAUCGAAUUUAUGUCAAGGAUAUUGUUUCAAUUACACUUGCAGAUGAAGAGGUAUUAAAUUCAGAAAACUCUGCUUCCAAUUCCAGCCAGUUGCCUUUAAAAUCACCACCUCAUCAAGAAAAGAAAACAAAACCCUUAUUAUUAUUAUCUCAAAUUGAAAAGAAAGGCAGUGCAGUUCUAUCCCCACAGCUGACAUCUUUUAGCAAUGAUAGAAAAAAUCAACCCCUAGUAAUGCAGAAGGUUCUCCCAGCUCAUAUAAAAACCCUGGAUAAUAGCAUACAAACCGAUAUAUUAACGAACAAAGUUCCAUUUACGAGAGACGGAGAUGCUAGUCUUUCAUCAACCCUUCCAAAUUACACUAUAAUUGAGGAAAUCGAUGGAUUGUACAACAGUGCGAUUGACAGGCUUGAAAAGGAAUCGGUGAUUGGGUUAAGCAUGGAAGGCAUACGAAUUGGGCGAUUUGGUCUUGUAUGUUGGAUUGGCGUAGCAAUGAGCGAUCAUGCUUUCCUCUUUGAUGUGUGCAGCUUAGGCCCUACUGGUGUCAAACUAGGACUAGCCAAGAUUCUUGUCAAUGACAAAAUAGUUAAAGUCACCCACGAUUGUCGUUUUAUGUCAGAUGCCUUUAUUCAUCAAUAUGGAGUCAAAUUAAAUAACGUCUUUGACACGCAAGUGGGGGCGUUGGUAGUUGAGAAGAAAAAAUACGGUCGCUUUAGUAAGUUCGUUCCUGGGCUUCCGAGAUGUCUAAGUGACUUCUUUAGUCUGCCAAGUAACCUAAUGUACCAUCCAAGAAAAAGACAAGGACACGAUAUGGAGGAUGAGGCUAUAUGGAAGCUACGUCCGUUGCCACAGCACCUUGUAGAAGGGGCUGUUUUCAAUGUUUGUUGGCUGAAAAGACUACGUUUAGCUAUUAUGGAAACACUUCUUACUGAAGUUACUCUUGGAACCAGUUUGUAUCUGAAGGAAGUCGGGGAUCUAGAAGCAGAAUCUGUUUCGGAAAAAAGGGUGGCAGCUCAUCUGAUUCCAAUGAGUUUUAAACAGUUGGCUUCGCAACCAAAAAUAUUAUCUUCAAACGGAGAUCUCCAUGAGGAUUUCCAUGACAGUGUCCCACAAAACGGAUGUGAUCCAUACGUCUCAUUUACGCGACAUAUUUCUCACGUCCGCAAACAUUAGUUAUGUCUUCUUAUCCGCGAGUCGUCAUUUAAAUCAUUCCACUAGCUACAUAGCACAAAAUAAUAGGUAUGCUAGUACGUUAGGGCUCUGUUGACAAUUUUAAUAAUUCCAUAUGGAAUGAAAUGCCCGUAUACCACGCCCGCAGUCCCGUGUGUGAUAGAAGAACAGAAAUGGAAUAAAAAACCCAUACUCGAUUUUGAA